Microcebus murinus (gray mouse lemur) is the source of this 3235-nucleotide messenger RNA. RefSeq names its product DnaJ heat shock protein family (Hsp40) member B12 (gene DNAJB12). The record is from RefSeq and is a predicted model, not a curated record. Gene Ontology annotation, cellular component: endoplasmic reticulum membrane. NCBI's taxonomy places the organism in Eukaryota, Metazoa, Chordata, Mammalia, Primates, Cheirogaleidae. Gene Ontology annotation, molecular function: Hsp70 protein binding. Gene Ontology annotation, biological process: cellular response to misfolded protein.
GUAUACUCAACUCUAAGACCUCCAGAACACGAGGCAAAUAUUGACAUGCCUCAUUAUUGACACCUAAGCCAGACGUCCGUCUCUUAGAUGACAUACGGUAGCGCUUCCGCCCUCGCUCGAAUCUCCCUCCUCUCGGAAAAGGAGGGGCGGAGGGUCUGUGUCAUCAUUCUGCGCCGGCCUGCCCCGCGACGCGCCGGCGGCGCAGCCCUUCGCUCGCCCGGCCUCCCCCUCCCUGGUUCCGCGCUCUGGUUCCGCCAUGGAAUCCAACAAGGAUGAAGCCGAGCGCUGUAUUAGCAUCGCCCUCAAGGCCAUCCAGAGCAACCAGCCCGACCGGGCGCUCCGCUUCCUGGAGAAGGCACAGCGGCUGUACCCGACACCGCGAGUUCGCGCCCUGAUCGAGUCCCUCAGCCAGAAACCACAGACUGCUGGUGACCAACCCCAACCCACAGACGCAACCCAUGCCACCCACAGGAAGGCAGGUGGGACCGACGCCCCCUCGGCCAACGGUGAAGCUGGAGGAGGAGAGAGCACCAAAGGCUACACAGCAGAACAAGUGGCAGCUGUGAAAAGGGUCAAGCAAUGUAAAGAUUACUACGAGAUCCUGGGGGUGAGCAGAGGGGCCUCCGAUGAGGACCUGAAGAAGGCCUACCGCAAACUGGCCCUCAAAUUCCACCCGGACAAGAACCAUGCUCCUGGCGCCACCGAAGCUUUCAAAGCCAUUGGCACAGCAUACGCAGUUCUUAGCAACCCGGAGAAAAGGAAGCAGUAUGACCAAUUCGGUGACGACAAGAGCCAGGCAGCCCGGCACGGCCAUGGGCAUGGGGACUUCCACCGUGGCUUUGAGGCUGACAUCUCCCCUGAAGACCUCUUCAACAUGUUCUUUGGAGGUGGCUUCCCUUCUAGUAAUGUCCAUGUCUACAGCAACGGCCGCAUGCGCUAUACCUACCAGCAAAGGCAGGACCGCAGGGAGAACCAGGGUGACGGCGGGCUAGGGGUGUUUGUGCAGCUGAUGCCCAUCCUCAUCCUGAUCCUCGUGUCAGCUCUCAGCCAGCUUAUGGUCUCCAGUCCACCCUACAGUCUGAGCCCGAGGCCGUCAGUGGGCCACGUCCACAGACGAGUCACUGACCACCUGAGCGUCGUCUACUACGUGGCAGACACCUUCUCUGAGGAGUACACAGGCUCCAGCCUCAAAACGGUGGAACGGAACGUGGAAGAUGAUUACAUCGCUAACCUCCGAAACAACUGCUGGAAGGAAAAGCAGCAGAAGGAAGGCUUGCUGUACCGGGCCCGCUACUUUGGCGACACAGAUAUGUACCACAAAGCACAGAAGAUGGGCACCCCAAGCUGUAGCCGACUGUCAGAGGUGCAGGCCUCCCUGCAUGGAUAGUCCUGGGCCUGCCACGCCACCAAGGUCCAAACUAUGAAAUCCCUGGAGAAUUUUUGGUGACAAGCACUGAGCCAAGGUGAUGGACUGUAUAUUUAAGAAAAGACAUACAAAGAAAAAAAAUUAAAAUGGAAUUGGAGGCUGACCGCAGCACAACUGCCCUCUCUCUCACCCAGUAAAUGCAGAAAGCUCUUAGGACAGACAGAAAACCUGCCACGGGGCUGCUUCCCUCCCUCCCGAGGCUGGCAGAGGCUCCGCAUCGGCUCUCUCCUAGGAUACAGAAACCAUGGCAACGAAAGUAGAAUGUAAAACUUGCAGCAAGUGUCUGUGGGAAGGGUUGGGGGAGGGGGUUGCCCAACUGCCUUUCCUCCCCCUCCCGAGAGCCACCACCAGUCACCUCUCAGGGGAAGCCAGAGGCGUUGGCCAAGGACAGAGAGGAGGAGGAAAGAGAACUCUCCACAGAAUGUAAUUUAUAGAUGCGUGUAUGCAUAUAUAUAUCUAUUUAUAUGUAAAUAGGCAUAUAUAAAGAUAUAUAUGGAGAGAGUCUACUUUUUGAACUAUGCAGGGAUUGGUUAAGUUGUUUAGCUUUCUUCCAUGUUGUAGAAAAUGAGGCGUAUUUGGGGAAGGCAACCUAGUUCUUCAAAAGCUAGACAUUAGCUGUAGCUGACAGCGUAAGGAAAGUCAAGUCAUGUGCUUUUAACAUCCCCCCUGCGCCCCAGCCUGUCUGUGAAGGCAGCGGUAAUCAUGAUGGUCUGAAUCGGAGAGGCCGCCAGGUGUCAGGGCAAGCUGGAGAGGAGCAGGCUGUGGAGGGAGAAAGGUACCCCAGGGGCAGGUGCCAGGUCAGUAUUGAGUCGAGGCAGAGCACCCCCCAUGGGACCUGCUGGAGCGAGACCACCCACUCAGGCUGCCCCUCUCCUUCAGCCAGCUCAGGUGGCCUCUCUGUCCUGGCACCCAGGAGCCCUCCAGCCUCCUGCCCACAAAUGGCAGGGCUCGGAGCCAGGGGCCAGGUCCUACCUAACCACUUCCCCGCCCCUAGCCCCUAAGAGGGUUUUGCCUUAUAGGUGCCACAGGGCACAGCUCCAUCAUUGCCACUGGGUUUCCCUAAAUUGUGCGUCAAGGACUCCAGAAGGCUCUUCCUCCGAGAGUCAGCCAGUGGUGCCCCGGACCGCAGGGCGGCAGCCCGGCCCCUGAAGAAAAGUCAGUGCCUGUGGGCGCCUCUGUCUUCACCCUCCACGGACUCGACUCCACCGGCCUCCUCUCGCACUUUGGACAAAGGAUACAUAGGAACCGGAAUAGUUUCCAACCCUCACCUUCCAAUGAGGAUUUUUCGCAAAACAACAGUUGCUGCCAGGGCAGGGAGGGAGGUUUUAUUUAUUCCCACAGUUUAUACUGGGCCUUUUGGAAUUACCAUUUUUUCCUGAGGCGGUGGGUGUGUCAUUGAGCCUGCUGUCUUCCAAAGCCUUACUCUUUCCCGCCUGGAGGUGAUAACUAUCCUCCCAGAAUUUCUCUUUACUCUUUUUUUAAAAAUCCCCCAACAAAUAGGAUUCUUGCUGGGAAAGGAAGUUUGGUAAGGAAAUGUCAAAUCUGGUUUUUAAACAAGGUCCCACCCUGCAAUGAAGCGGCCACUCCAGCCCAGAGAGAUCAUAAGAACUGGACGCGGGCCAGAGUGCCCUCGCGGUGGCCCUGGUGCUCUGCCCCCACCAUCCCAACUGUCUGGUCUUGGUAGACGUCCCUAGAUGGGCUGAGCCAUGUGCAAUAAGAACAUAGAUCCUAAAGGAUCCCCCGAGAAGCUGUAUUUCUUGAAUUAGAAUUCUGAAAUUGUACAUCUAUAAAUAUAUGUUUAUUAUGUGA